This is a messenger RNA of Ostrea edulis (European flat oyster), 2143 nucleotides long. RefSeq lists its product as uncharacterized. Bases 253 to 1920 code for a protein of 555 amino acids. Gene Ontology annotation, cellular component: nucleoplasm; chromatin. The transcript is spliced from 2 exons. Gene Ontology annotation, molecular function: zinc ion binding; ubiquitin-protein transferase activity; protein binding. The record is from RefSeq and is a predicted model, not a curated record. NCBI's taxonomy places the organism in Eukaryota, Metazoa, Mollusca, Bivalvia, Ostreida, Ostreidae. Gene Ontology annotation, biological process: positive regulation of DNA-templated transcription.
ACCUAUGUAACUAGAUUCUACGCAGGUAAAUGGGGGUGAAGCCACUCGAUUAGUGCACGGGGGCGAAACCACUUGGUGCGAAUCCACUAGGUGCGAAUAAGUAAUCGAGACGAAACCACCUGUUACCGUAGAGAGUGUACAUACACAGGCAAGGUGUACACAGGCUGACACGCCGCACAGAGGGAAGGUCGAAAGAACAGGGAGGCCAUGUUGGAUUUUAAGUAAACUUCUCGUGUGAUCCCGGCAUCAGAAAUGCAUCCCCGGCGCAGUGCUCAGGAAGUCCUACUGUGUGACCUCUGUGAAACUGUCCCCCUACAGAGUCAUUGUGAACUUUGUAAUAUAAACUUAUGCAAGGCCUGUGUUGGGGAGCACCUCUCAGACUCGUCUAAAAGACACAAUGUCGUGCCGUUUUUACAGAGAAAGGCUACCCCUAACUACCCGAAAUGUCCGAACCACGCUGAAAAACACUGCGAACUGCACUGCGAGGAUUGCGACAUUCCUGUUUGUAUUACCUGCGUCUCCUCAAGUAAACACGUAGGUCACAAAUUAUCAGAAUUUUUGGAAAAACUCAGCUCUAAAACAAAAAGUUUACAAAAAGAUCUGGAAGAACUCGAAUGCAGGAUUUAUCCCCGAUAUGAAGAAAUGGCGUCCGAUGUCCAAACUGAGAAAGCGGAAUUAGAAACGAAAUACGGGAAACUGACCACAGCCGCUGACCAACAAGGAGAACUCUUACACCGAGAGAUCACCGCCAUUGUCAACCAGCGGAAAUCCGCCAUUGCGGAGAUGAAAACUAAACAUCUGGACGCGCUAAAUAAAAAUACAGAUGAAAUCACACAGAAAAUGGCGGACCUCAAACAGAUCACGUCCGACUUGAAAUCAAUCCUAAAAUCCAAUGACGUCUCCUUAACCUCUACUUACAAAUCUAGGAAUUCCGAAUUUAGAACAUUACCGCCUAAAGUCCGAGUUACAGUACCCAGUUUGUCUGCUCAGAAAAUAAACAAAGAUCAGCUCAAUGAAAUGUUUGGUUCUCUGCCGCCAUUAUCCAUUAACACAGAACCUGGCGACACAAUGAAGUCAGCAGAAGCUGUAUCGUCUCCUCCAGUCAAACCACUGCUUGAUGAGCCGCGCGUCACCGCCACCAUAGACACUGGGUAUGAGUAUCUAUACAGUGUUAGCUGUCUGAGUGAAGAUCAAGUCUGGACACGCGGGGAUAACAACACCAUGAAGCUGCUCAACCUCCAGAGUAAACUACUGACAUCAAUACAAACCAAGUCAGGGAUACCACCAUCAGACAUAGCAGUGACACGGGACGGAGAUCUUGUUUAUACUGACACUAGUAAUAACGCCGUGAACUUAAUUAAGAAUAAACAGAUACAGACCGUGAUCACACUACAGGGGUGGAGACCUCGCUAUGUCUGCUGUACCGCGGCUAACGAUCUCCUGGUUACCAUGCUCAGUGAUGAUAGAAAACAAUCCAAAGUCGUGCGUUACUCCGGCUCCACAGAGAAACAAAGCAUUCAGUUUGAUGAUCAGGGUCGUCCUCUCUACUCAUCUGGUGGUUUAUGUAACAUUAAAUACCUCAGUGAGAACAGGAACCUGGAUAUCUGUGUGGCUGACUAUAGAGCUAGUGCAGUAGUGGUGGUCAAUCAGUCAGGAAAACUCCGAUUUAGAUACACUGGUCAUCCCUCUAAUACCGGGCAAUCAUUUAAACCAUACGGCAUCACUACAGACAGCCAGAGUCACAUCCUGACAGCAGACUGUGACAAUCAGCGUAUCCACAUCCUAGAUCAGGACGGACAGUUCCUCCGUUACAUUCACUGUGGUUUAUUCACUCCAUGGGGUUUAUGUGUGGACAUCAGAGACAACCUCUUUGUGGCUGAGUGUAACACUGCUAAAGUGAAGAAAAUCCAAUAUCUAUAAACACAGUGUUAAUUACACAGCUCUACAGGGUUAAUUACACAUCUAAAAACUCUGUUAAUUACACAUCUAAACACAGUGUUAAUUACACAGCUCUACAAAGUGCAAUUUACAUAACUGUGUUAAUUCCUUCUACUUGUUAAUUACAUCAGCUUGUUAAUUACAGCCCUGUGUUAAGUACAGCCCUGUGUUAAUUACAGUCCUGUAAAUGACUAAAUAGGAGACA